AUGUUAAUUGCAGAUACGCAAUGUAGGUGGCAUAAACUUAACCCACAAAAGCAUGCUUAUAUGCUUACAGGAACCGAUGAACAUGGACUUAAAAUUCAGACAGUUGCAAGGCAGCAGGGAAUUGACCCAAAAGUUCUAGUAGACAAUGUCUCGGAGAACUUUAGAAGUUUAUGCGCCGAGGCAAACAUAAAGUAUGAUAGGUUUAUCAGAACAACCGAUGCCGAUCAUGUAGAAUUGACGCAAUUUUUUUGGAACUUGAUGAAAGAAAAAGGGUACAUUUACAAGGGGUCGCAUAGCGGUUGGUAUUGUGUAAGCGAUGAGACAUUUUACCCAGAAACAAGUAUAGAAGAGGUGGAGAGAAAUGGAAAAAUGGUUAAAAUCUCAAUGGAAUCAAAGAAUGAAGUUAUAUAUGAAGAAGAAACCAACUAUUUUUUCAGGUUGUCAUUGUUCCAAGAUAAGUUGAUUCGUUUUCUUAAGCAAAACCCAGAUUUUAUAAAACCAAGACAUAGAUACGAUUUCAUUUUAAAUGAACUUAUGAAUAGUAAACUAGAAGACUUAUCAAUUUCAAGACCGGCAAGCAGAUUGCAAUGGAGUAUUACUGUACCUGAUGAUGACACGCAAAAGAUAUAUGUUUGGUUUGAUGCCUUGCUAAACUACCUCACUGCAGCUGGGUUUCCAAAAGGUUUCAGUACCAAAAAGAACAGCAACAACAACAACAACAACAACAACAACAACAAUAAUAAUGAUCAGUUUGAAACCCCCGAGAACAACAUAUGGCCAGCAACUCAUAUUAUUGGCAAGGACAUAAUAAGAUUUCAUUGUAUAUAUUGGCCAAUCUUUCUCAUUGCUGCCGGUGUUGAAUUACCCCGGCAAGUCAUUGUGCACUCACAUUGGCUCAGUGACGGUGUCAAAAUGAGCAAAAGCUUGGGCAACGUAGUUAAUCCACUGGAUAUUUUGGAAUAUUACGGCAUUGAUCCAGUUCGCUUUUUCUUUAUGGAGAACUCAAACAUCAAUGACGACUGUAAAUAUAGUGACAAUCUUUUAGAUAUGUCUCGAGACUCCUUGAUAAAGAAAUAUUGCAACUUGCUUAGCAGAAUGAGUUUUGCCAAGUUUAGUAUCAAAGAGUCUGUUGAAUUUUAUCACAAGGGUGAAUUUCAAGACAUUGAUAAGGAAAUCACCAAUGAGCUAGGGGGCGAUAUGGCACAACUUGUACAAGUUUUGGAAUCUGACAUGAACCUGUUAUAUUCUCGAAUGGAUGAGAAAAUUUGUCAAUUUGAUUAUAUAAGGGCUGUACAACUAUGGUGGCUGGUGAUAAAUCAGGCCAACUAUCUCUUUCAAAAUGCGCACCCAUGGGUGUAUGCUAAAGUUAUUGAAGACCAAGAUCAGCCAGAGGACAUUAAAGAGAAAUCAAGGAAAUUGAUGAACUACUUUACAUUUGUUUGUUCCGAAACCAUCAGAAUAGCAUCUAUUUUAAUUCAGCCGGUCAUGCCUGAGUUGCUGACCAAGGUUUUGGACUGUUUGAGCGUUGAUGAAUAUAGGAGGAAUAGUGAUUUUGCAAGAUUUGGUGCAGACAAGAAUUAUGGCAAAGGGUCGAAUUCGGGAAAGUUUAAAGCGCCGUUAGAGAAAAAAGUUGCCCACUAA
Lodderomyces oxycetoniae is the source of this 1641-nucleotide messenger RNA. It is a transcript of the gene MSM1, whose product is annotated as methionine--tRNA ligase. The transcript has a single exon. The coding region runs from base 1 to 1641 and encodes 546 amino acids. Lineage: Eukaryota; Fungi; Ascomycota; Pichiomycetes; Serinales; Debaryomycetaceae. The record is from RefSeq and is a predicted model, not a curated record. Gene Ontology annotation, molecular function: methionine-tRNA ligase activity; ATP binding. Gene Ontology annotation, biological process: methionyl-tRNA aminoacylation.